Ilyonectria robusta is the source of this 2025-nucleotide messenger RNA. Its product is annotated as fungal-specific transcription factor domain-containing protein. Lineage: Eukaryota; Fungi; Ascomycota; Sordariomycetes; Hypocreales; Nectriaceae. Gene Ontology annotation, biological process: DNA-templated transcription; regulation of DNA-templated transcription. The transcript is spliced from 4 exons. The record is from RefSeq and is a predicted model, not a curated record. Gene Ontology annotation, molecular function: DNA binding; zinc ion binding; DNA-binding transcription factor activity, RNA polymerase II-specific. Bases 1 to 2025 code for a protein of 674 amino acids.
AUGCCCGAGCUAACCGGGAACUGGCUUCACUUUAGCGCUCGUGAACCAAAGCGCAAACGCGCCGAGCUGGUCUGCGUCUUCUGCCACUCCAAGAAGAUCAAAUGCGACCUUCAAGGUCGCAAAAAUCAGGGCUUUGAGAAGUGCAGCAACUGUGACUGUCCAGAUCGGGAGUGUCACCUCCGCCCCUCAAAGCGAGGGAAGCAUCGUCCCGGCGCCGCUGCUCCUGAUACGCGUCGGGAUGCAACGAAACUGCCCGAGGGCCCUGUUCAGGUAGACAUUGACGGACCCCAGACUCAGCUCCAGUCCCCUUCAUCGCUGCAGGAUGACCGCAUUCCAAAUACCGCCCACUCUGGUUCAGCUCAGGCACUACCUGUUAUUUUUAAUCCCCAGCCGCCUCAGGCCAGCAUCUCGCCCACUGAAGACACCUGCCACAGCCACGCGGGAGAUGUCGACACCGGGUUUCUGCAGGUCUACGGCCCCGAAAACCAACUUGAGGCGGAGCAACAGGAACUCGAAGCAAUCAUUGAGAUUAGACACCAUGUGUCCGACACACCACGAAGGGGGCUUCAGCAAAGUUUCGCAGAGACGUACUGGGAGUAUUGCUACCCAUGGUGCCCGGUCCUCGAUAGAGCCACCGUCAUGGGCGACAUAGCACGAUCUCCCUUGCUUGAGAAUGCCCUUUCUUUGGCAGCAAGCCAUAUUCAGCCGCCGCUGGUACCACACGAUGGCCCGGCGAAAUACUAUGAUCGGGCAAGGGCCAUUUUCUACAAUGACGAAGAGGCCGAUGGCCUUACUGCGUUGAAGGCGCUGACUUUGUUCUACUGGUGGGCUCCUCGUCCCCCCUCAACCGCUCACAGGCAUUCAUCUUGGUGGUGGACUUCAGUCAUCAUCAGACACGCUCAGCAGAUGAACCUACAUCGCGAACCAUCUGAAAACCAUCCUCUCAGAGAUAGGAUGGACCUGAGCUUGCGGCGACGGAUUUGGUGGACAGUAUUUGCCCGGGAGCGAUUGACGGCGCUGUGUCAGAGUAAACCUUGCAUCAUUGAUCCCGAUGACUGCAAUAUCCAAGAACCCCAAUCUCUCGACUUCCCUAGCGACCCUAUUUCUCAGCACAAAGGACAAAUCUUCAUAUACUGGAUCCGUCUUUGUGCCAUUGUGGGUAGGGUGGCUAAAUACUUAUCGAAGUCGUCUAACUCAGCUUCGUAUCCAUUCCCCGUCAAUCUUCAACAAGAAUUGGUCGAAUGGGUUCACUCCCUGCCUCUCGAGCUACAAUUGCCAAUCGGUUCGGCAACUACCGAGUCUUUUGACCGCGACGUCCACCAGCUUCAUCUCCCUUACCUCACCACCAUCAUCAUACUGCACCUAAAGCAGUCUGCUCAUGACCUCCCGCAGGCCCUACCACCCGCAAUUCUAGCGGCGUCAUGCAUCGCACGGAUACUACGCGAUAUUUUAUCGCGCGGAAAUGCCCGUUUCCUGAUGGCAAUCACUUGCUGGUACAGCGGAACAGCCUUCAUCGCACUAUUGCAGGCCUGCAGGAUCGAGCAAUUCGCACAAGAAGCCGAGGAGGACUUGGACGUGCUUACUCAUGCCGUUGGGCAGCUUCAGCAGAUGUGGGCUUCGGCCAACGUUAUCCGACAAGGAUUCGAGCGUCUGAGGAGAUCCCGCAUAACCGGCGCACCUAAUAACACGGCAACAAACUUGGGACUAAGUGCGAAUGACCCCGAUCUGUUAUCGAUUCCCAUCCACGGCAACUCUCACGACUUUGAAAUGCAGUCGGCGACACUCGGUAUGCCUGAUACUGCCGAUGCGCCCGACUGGACAUUGCUCUUCCCUUUCGUCACACAUUCCACCAGUCGAAUAGCAAAAGGUCUUUUGUCAAACAAGGAGCAGGGCGCAGCGACAAGAGGAUUCCCGUCCCCGGAGAACGCACACUUCCACGAAACCUUGUUCAACCAAUACCAGGACCUCCUUGAGCCAUUCAUGGACUAUCCCCUGGACUUCUCAAGCAUGAGCUUCCAGGCUUAG